This is a messenger RNA of Conger conger (European conger), 5932 nucleotides long. RefSeq names its product rho GTPase-activating protein 45-like. Gene Ontology annotation, cellular component: membrane. The transcript is spliced from 23 exons. The record is from RefSeq and is a predicted model, not a curated record. Gene Ontology annotation, biological process: signal transduction; activation of GTPase activity. NCBI's taxonomy places the organism in Eukaryota, Metazoa, Chordata, Actinopteri, Anguilliformes, Congridae. The coding region runs from base 659 to 4144 and encodes 1161 amino acids. Gene Ontology annotation, molecular function: GTPase activator activity.
AAAUUCAUUUCCGACCAAGUUGUCUGGUCACGAAAAGACCGUUUGUGAGAGAUUGCAAAAUAUCUGUGGUGGUUUGUAGGCUAUCAUCUUAACUGACCAGCUAGCUUGCUGUCAGUCACUCAAGUUCUGGGCUGUGCUGGAAGGAAGCGAUUAAUUUAGCAGUAGCUGCGUUUUAUUUAGUUUUGUUUGGUGUAUCUUUAAUCUCAUAGUAAUGACACCAAGUUAGCUAGCUAACUAUUGUGCAUUAAUAAUUCAUGUCAAUGUAGGUAAAUAUAGCUGCGCAGCUUGCUCUUUAUUUGACAUGUCAAUCCUUACGUUACAUUUGAUUUAGUGAAUUUACGUUAAUUUAGUGAGUUUCAACUACAACUACGCUGCCACAGGAAGAAAAAUAAUCAGGAAAAACGCGCACUGUAAGCCAUGCCAAGCUGAGCUUUUUGGCGCGUUACAUUAUUUGUAUAAAUUUGUUUAUUUUUUUAAAGAAUAUUUCUGAAACAAGUGCCUCUCUGGAUAUUAUCUGGAUAGCUAAUUCGCCUAAUUGUUUGCUGACUAGCUAGCCAACGCUAGCUAUGCGGUUCAUUAAAGUCGCAGACACACGGGAAAGCAAGCGAACUUCAUUAAUUUAAUUCAGACGUUGCUUUAGUGUACACGUUGUGCCAACAUGUUGAAACGUGGAGCAGGUGGUAAAUCCAGCUACAGUCCGUAUGCAACAGGCCACAGGGUUAAGAAAAAUGGGACUAAAGCGAAAAGCAAACUGGACCUGUUGCCAAAUAAACCUAACAUCUGGCUGAAGCAGCUUUCCAUUCUCCAGGAGCAGCCCGGCCGGGACGCCGUCGACGCCCCCGUCUCCGCCUCCGCCUCCUCCUCCCCCCCGACCUCCUCCGGCCUCCUGGACCCCUCCUGCGGGGGGAUGUCGGGCCAGCCCUCCCCGGUGGGCACCCUCAAGAGGCCCACGGGGCUGAGCCGGCACGCCAGCGCCGCGGGGUUCCCCCUCCAGUCCUGGGUCUACAACAAGGGCCUGGGCAAGGGCGCGCCCAGCCCCACGGCCGAGGGCCCCGAACCCGCCGCCAUCGAGGUGGAGGACAUCCCGCCGCUGCUGAGGGACGUGGCGCGCUUCUCCGAGGCCGUGGAGAAGCUGAAGGACGUGGUGCUGGGAGAAGACACACAGGAGAGCCGGCGGCCUGUGGCCCAUGAGUGCCUGGGGGAGGUUCUGCGGGUCCUGAGGCAGGUCAUCAGCACCUACCCCCUGCUCAACACCAUGGAAACGCUCACCGCUGCAGGGAAACUCAUCUCCAUGGUCAAAGGAUUCCACUAUGAGGCAAACAAUGAGGCGGACAAGAAGGCUUUCGAGAAGGCCAUCGAGAACAUCGCCGUGGCCUUCAGCAGCAGUGUUUCAGAGCUGCUGAUGGGGGAGGUUGACAGCAGCACCCUUCUGUCCCUGCUGCCCUCAGAGACGAGCAGGAGCAUGGAGAACCUGUAUGGAGGAGUUCCAGGCCAGAGCGUGGACUCGCUAAUGAAGGGAGACCUCCAGGCCUUCGUCCUGACCGCUGAAGAGGUGGACAUCAUUCUCCAGCGCAGCGAAGGUGGGGUGGACUCCGCGCUCUGCUACGCUAAGACCAUCGCCAAAUACAUGAAGGACCUGACCAGCUACGUGGAAAAGAGGACUGCACUGGAGAUGGAGUUCGCCAAGGGCCUACAGAGGCUCUAUCACGCCUGCCAUCAGAGCAUUACGCAGCAACACAUGCCCUUCCUCUCCAUCUACUCCCUGGCUCUGGAGCAGGACCUGGAGCAGAGUCUGGGGGUCCAGCAGGCUGCCGGCACUCUGCACAUUCAGACCUUCCUGCAGCCUCUGAUGCAGCGUCGGCAGGAGCACGAGAAGAAGCGCAAGGAGAUCAAGGAGCAGUGGCAGAGAGCCAAGAGGAAGCUGAUGGAGGCUGAGAGUAACCUGCGGAAGGCGAGGCAGGCCUACGUGUCCCGCUGCGAGGAGCACGACAAGGCCCGGAGCCGGGCCGAGGAGGACGGGGGCGGCACCCUCAUCAAGUCCCUCGACAAGAAGCGCCGAUUGGAGGAGGAGGCCCGCUGCAAGGCUGAGGAGGCAGAGGCAACGUAUCGCACCUGCGUCGCCGACGCCGUUACCCAGCAACAGGAGCAGGAGCACGUGAAGGUCACCGUCCUGCGGCGGAUACAGGAAGUGAUCAAGCAGAGCGAUCAGACCCUGCGCUCGGCCACCAUCUCGUACAACCAGAUCAUGCACAUGCAGACGGUGGCGCUGCCCGUGCACUACCAGACGCUGUGCGAGAGCAGCAAGCUGUACGACCCGGGGCAGCAGUACGCCGCCCACGUCAAGCACCUGCGCCUGCCCGAGGAGCCCAAGGCCCAGUACCGGUUCGAGCCCUACUCUGCCUCCUCCGCGCCGCAGCCCGCCAGAGUGCGUCACGACAGCUUCAGUGCGGACCGCCAGAGCAGCACCGAGGCUCCGCCCGCCUCGGGGGAGACCCCCGUAGAUGGAGGCCCCAGCCACAAGCAGAGGAAGGUGCGAGGUCACCAGUCCCACAAGUCCUGGCCGACCACAGCAAGCGACACGGAGAGUGUGGGCGCGGGCAGUGGGCUGGAGUCGCCCUCCACCAGCACAGGGGACGUCCGGAAGAUCCCGAGGACCGCCUCCACCGGGACCAUGUCCUCCAAUGAGGAGCUGGACGAGAAGGACGAGAAGGACGGGAACGUGGCCUCCUUCGAGCAGAGCAUAAACGGGAUGGAGCCCGAGAUCGCGGCGCCCAGCGGACCCUUCCGGAACGUGGGGCUGUCCAAGGCUGCUCGGACACACCAGCUGCGCAAACUGCGCACGCCCUCCAAGUGCCGGGAGUGCGACAGCUACGUGUACUUCCAGGGAGCGGAGUGCGAGGAGUGCUCCCUGGCCUGCCAUAAGAAGUGCCUGGAGACGCUGGCCAUCCAGUGCGGCCAUAAGAAGCUGCAGGGGCGGCUCCUGCUGUUCGGCCGCGACUUCUCCCUGACCGCCCAGGGCAGCACGGACGGGAUCCCCUUCAUCAUCAAGAAGUGCAUCUUAGAGAUCGAGAGGAGGGCCCUGAAGAUGAAGGGUAUAUACCGGGUGAACGGGGUGAAGACGCGGGUGGAGAAGCUGUGCCAGGCCUUUGAGAACGGGAAGGAGCUGGUGGAGCUGUCCCAGGCCUCUCCCCACGACAUCAGCAACGUGCUCAAACUCUACCUCAGACAGCUGCCGGAACCGAUCAUGCCGUUCCAGCUGUACCACAGCCUGAUGGGCCUGGCCAAGGAGAGCCUGAGGGCCGAGGGGCCCGAGGGGGCCGAGGGGCCGGGGAAGGGGCCCGAGCUGGCGGACCGGGGCCCCGACACAGAGCCCGAAGUGCGGGUGCUGGUGGACAAACUGCGGGAGCUGCUGAAAGAGGUGCCCCGGGCCAACGUGGCCACGCUGCACUACAUCGUGUGUCACCUGCGCCGGAUUGGCGAGCUGGAGGAGGAUAAUAAGAUGAGCCCCAGUAACCUGGGCAUCGUGUUCGGGCCCACGCUGAUGCGGCCCCGGCCCACGGGGGCCACCGUGUCCCUGUCCUCCCUGGUGGACUACCCCCACCAGGCCCGCAUCGUGGAGGCCCUCAUCGUCUUCUACCGCCACAUCUUCCCCCCGGAGGACGGCGGGCAGGACGACGGCGGUGCCGGGCGGGGGGAGGGUGACGGACAGGAGGCCUCGGGGAACCUCGGCCAGCCGGACACCGAGGACAAACUGGAGGAGCUCAGCGGCGCCUCCGUGUGCUCCUCGGGGUCCCGCGAGCGCUCCCUGGACUCGGACUCGGAGCCGGAGGAGGCGGGGCGGGGGGGCCAGGAGAGCCCCCUCCCCGGGGCCCAGCCGGACAGCGAGGGCAGCACCGAGGAGGACCAGCUGAGUCCCCCGGGCGGCGUGGACCCCCCGAGUCCCGGGGGCCCCCCGGCCCUGCCCGACAGCGAACCCCCCGACGCGGACGAGCCGGAGCAGGACCUGGCCUCCUCUCUGGCCCAGCUCAACACCAACCAGUCCAACAACAAGGCCCCUGCCCCGCUGGGGCUGCCCCUGGCUCGCCUGUGCAAGGGGAAGCUGGCUGCCGCCGGGGAUGGCAACAGAGAGCCAGAGUUCGUGUAGGAAACAGCCUGAACAGUUUCGCAGGGAGGAGCUGGGUAAUCUUGACGGGUAUAGAAAUAGCCUGAGCAAAUUUUACUGGUAAUGAACCCAGUACAUUUGUGUAGGAACAGCCUAAGCAGUUUUACAGGAAGGAUUCCAGUAAACUUGUAUAGAAACAGCCUGAUCAUUUUUAUUUGGAGGAACCCUAUACAAUUGUAAAUGGUUGGCAUUUAUAUAGCGCCUUUAUCCAAAGCACUGUACAAUUGAUGCUUCUCAUUCACCCAUUCAUACACACACUCACACACUCACACACCGACAGCGAUUGGCUGCCAUGCAAGGCACCAACCCGCUCGUCAGGAGCAUUUAGGGGUUAGGUGUCUUGCUCAGGGACACUUUGACACAGCCCGGGCAGGGGAUCGAACCGGCAAACCUCCGUCUGCCAGUCGACUGCUCUUACUGCCUGAGCCAUGUCGCCCCAAUAAAUUGUAUAGAAACAGCCUGAACAAUUUUACAGGGAGGAGCUCUCCUCACUUGCCUGUCAGUGCAUUACCGAUUUUUAACUGUUUUCGCAAUGUGCGCUGUAUGACUUUUAUGUGAAAUUGCUCAUUUUUGUGUUUCAAUCUUUCAAUGUACACUUUGCCUCCCAAUUCAUAUUUUGUCACAGUGCUCCAAUGUCAGUUCAGAACACUGAAGAGCUGAAAAUAUUAGCUAUACAUUUUGAUCGAACAGUGAAGAGAUCAGUGACUUAACUGACAUUGUACUGAUAGUGUCAUCGUGGGAGUUCAUACAGUGACUGUCACCAUGUCGGUAUUCUUCAGAGGCAAAACAUUACAUUGUUCAAUUAUGGUAGAAGGUUCCAGACACAUUGUGAAUGGUGGUCUGCUAUGAACCUCAAAAAUACUGACGCUCUUAGUCAGUUUUAGCUUUUAUUUCCACCCACGUCCCCGAUCCGGUGAUGCCCCUACGUGUCUGGGAAACCAUGGUUACUGCCCCUGUAUCCUGUCCGACAGGCCCUCCCCUCUCGCAAUCUUCUGGAAUCUUCUCUGCGGUCGCUCAGUUAUUUAGCGUCUGAAAUCUUCUGCGGUUAACCGCCUUUCUCCUCCGGCUUCCUAGCACUUAGAGACUGAGAGCGCCGACGGCCAAACGACGGCCAAAUGAAGACCUCCAGCACCACUUCGCCGUUCCCUCCCCCUGCGUUUGCUAUUAGCCUCUUGCUAAUAGCGCAGCAGGGAAACCAAAGUGCCAUAUGCACUUUCACUCUGUGACGUUCCUUUACCAGGGCCUUCUGCCGUCGUGUUCGUUUUUGAGUUCUUCCGGUUCUUCAGCCGCUCUUCUGCAGUUUUGCCAUGAAUUGGAAGUAAACUGCGAAAGACGCCCGUGUUCGUAGGCUGAGUUACGCAGUCUGUUUAGUUGCUGUUUGCUAGUGAGUGCUCUGGACUGAGGGAGGUUAUCCCUUCAGCCACGGAUGACAUUAUAAAAGCAUCUUAUUCUUUGAUAUUUCUUAUAUUUUUAUUUAAGACUAUGUGCUCUUCACAAUGGUUCAGACUUAAAUUGUGUAAUGUCGCUGGGAAAAUAUUUUAACUAUUUGUGGAUUGGUGAAUGUUUUUUUAAAGAAAUACAUGCCAAAUAUUUUCUAAUGUUUUAUAAAAAACUAUACCUAGAAUAGGAUUUCAAAGUUAUCAUUUUAUGUGUUAGCUGUACUGGCUUUGUAUAAAUUAUAUUUUUACAUGAAUGAAAAUGUCUGCCAUGUCUAUAAAAUAAUAAAAAGUGAGAAUGUGAAAUUAUUUUCACUACUCUUUUACUGACAAA